Messenger RNA from Trichomonas vaginalis G3, 543 nucleotides. Its product is annotated as phage tail repeat-like family. Bases 1 to 543 code for a protein of 180 amino acids. The transcript has a single exon. Lineage: Eukaryota; Parabasalia; Trichomonadida; Trichomonadidae. The record is from RefSeq and is a predicted model, not a curated record.
AUGAAUAUCGAAGGUCAUGUCAGAAACUUUGAAGCAUAUGAACUACCAGCAAUGUUAGAUAAGAAAGCAGACAAAACAGAGCUUCAAACAUUAAAGACUGAAAUACUUCAAACAUUAUAUCCCGUUGGUUCUAUUUAUACAUCAAUGAACUCAACAAAUCCAGCAAAUGUUUUAGGUUUUGGUACAUGGAAGCAGAUUGUAGAUAAAUUCUUAUACUGUGCUAGAUAUUCAAAGCAAACAGGAGGUUCAAAGAAAAUUAAAGAAGCAAACCUUCCACCGCACACUCAUACCGGAACUACAAACACAACAGGUAAUCAUUCACAUUCAAUAACAAAAAGAGGUUAUACAAAUCUUGCAGCAGGUUCGGAUAGACAGGGAAUGAAUAGAUAUGAUAUUUCAAGUGACCCAGUAGAUUCAAGCGCAGGUAUUUUCUGUGAAACCACAGGAAAUCAUUCACACACUUUCACAACAAAUCCAACAGGCUCGGGUGCAGAUUAUAUGCCACCAUUUGUGACUAUAUUCGCAUGGUACCGCGUUCAAUGA